This is a messenger RNA of Peronospora belbahrii, 783 nucleotides long. Lineage: Eukaryota; Oomycota; Peronosporomycetes; Peronosporales; Peronosporaceae. The record is from the annotation of a GenBank genome assembly.
AUGCUUCAGCUUACUGAUUCGAUGCUUCGUGGUGUCAUGCACCAUCGCGUGCAAUUCCCCUUGGAAGUUUUCCACCCACCUGCCUUUCAGCCCAAAACGUUUUUGCUGUCCUACCCAACGCCCGAGUCAGACACCACAAGUAUCGCUUCCACGACGCCUAGUGAUGCCUCUUCGGUUUUCACGCCAGUUCAGCGUGAGCGGAUGAGUCUCCGCUUUAUCACUAAUCCGGACCCGGUGCACCUGAACGUUUCGCAAGACGGGGGCCUCAUCUGCUCGAAGAAAAACUGCUACCGCUUGGCCCAUAGCCUCUUUGGAGCCUUCUGCGAAUUUCACAAGCCCAGUCGACUCUGCAAAGUCCACGAUUGCCGCAAGUGUGCCAAAACUGGGGGCUUUUGUAUCUCGCACGGUGGUGGGAGACGGUGUCGUCGCGAUGGCUGCAUUAAGAGCGCGAAGGAAGGUGGUUACUGUAUUGCUCAUGGGGGCGGUAAGCGCUGCCGUGAAGAAGGAUGCUCCAAAUCUGCACUGGCAGGAGGGCUUUGUUCAGCGCACGGCGGCGGCAAGCGCUGUAGCAAGCUCACGUGCUCCAAGACGGCACUCAAGGGCGGUCUCUGUAUUGCCCACGGCGGUGGUAGAAGAUGUGAGGUCGUCGGGUGUUCCAAGAGUGCUGUCGGCGGCCACCAUUGCGUCUCUCAUGGUGGCGGACGUCGAUGUCGAGAAGAAGGCUGCGAAAAGGGCGCUGUACGUCGUGGAGUGUGCAUCCGUCACGGGGCACGGCAAGACUAA